This is a messenger RNA of Didymella exigua CBS 183.55, 686 nucleotides long. RefSeq lists its product as uncharacterized. The record is from RefSeq and is a predicted model, not a curated record. Gene Ontology annotation, biological process: protein insertion into mitochondrial inner membrane from matrix; mitochondrial respiratory chain complex III assembly. Bases 110 to 544 code for a protein of 144 amino acids. Lineage: Eukaryota; Fungi; Ascomycota; Dothideomycetes; Pleosporales; Didymellaceae. The transcript has a single exon. Gene Ontology annotation, molecular function: ATP binding; ATP hydrolysis activity. Gene Ontology annotation, cellular component: mitochondrial inner membrane.
CACGUUCAAGAACCUGCCGUGACGUUGGGUUGUGUUGUUCGAAGAUACCCAUACCGCAGGUAUUGGCCGCGAAGACUUAGUUCGAGCCGAGACUGAGUCGAAGGAGAAAAUGAAGAAGCUGUCUCAGCAGGAACAGCGAAGCCUCCCCCAAGACAUGAAUUAUGAGAGCAAUCCAGAGGACUACUGUCGGACGCACGACAUUGAGAUCGAACCAGAACAUUCCUUUGUCACACCCAGCGGACUGCUCAACGUCCUCGAUGGGUCAAGAGCUAAGGAGGGUCGCUUCGUCAUCUUGACAACGAACUCACCUAAGACGCUGGACAAGGCGCUCGCUCGCAAAGGUCGCAUGGAGAUGGUCUUGCAUAUAGGUUACAGUUGCCCCGGCUCUGCUGCAAGUAUGCUCAAGCGAAUGUUCAACACAGAUCUGACCUUUCACAUCCCAGAAGGAGAGCUUGAGCGUUUGGCUGAACGUUUCGCCAAGAUCCCCAAGAAUAUGUCCACUCCCUGUGCGAUCGUUAACUACUGUCGAAGCUACCGCAAAUGAUCUCGAGAGGCCAUCGAGAAGUUCCGGAAGUUCGUGGAGGAUCGGAUUCAGGGCAAAGGCGGACUACCUGUACGACGUCAAGGACGACGCUCAAGAAGGCAAGGUCCGCGCCGAAAACACCGAGAACAAGCAAGCGGAAGUU